UACCUCAUUUUGUGCGGCUGGAUCUGGAAUGGUGUGCUAUGACUUUUGGUGUUUAUGUCUAUUAUAGUUUUUUAAAUAUUAAUAUUUUAGUGAAAAUUUUCCCGCGCUCCUCUGCCAAACAGUUUUGACAUUAGGGUUACAUAUGUUACAUCAUUUUGUGCGGCUGGAGCUGGGCUAGUAUGGUAUGACUUUUGGUGUUCAUGAGUUUUAUAGUUUUUGAAAUAUUUAGAUUUUAGUGCAAAUUUGGGCCAAUUUCUAGGUUCCUGAGAAAGAUUCUACUUUUGGCCCCAUAGAAACAGACUUCAUUUGUGGUGUGUUGGCUCUCUCUAGUGGUAUAGCCGUAGUAGUACAGGUGAAAAGAUCUAUGCUUGGGCGAAAACUCCAUAUCCCACAAUUCAUAGCACGCCUCUGCAGAGUAAACAAUGGCGGCCACCACUUCGUUUUAUAUGUCUUUUAUUAGUGUUUCUAGGUCACAAAAUCAACUUUUAAGAUAUUUUCAGGCGAGAAUGUAGGUGUGUAAACUUCAAAUAUCUGCUCGUUUUAUCAAGACAUCCCAUAUUACAGACAGUGCUCUUACGUGUUGCUGAUAGCCGGCUAGCUAGCUAGUGCCGCUAGCACCGCUAGCGUAUGACGACACUACGCAAUGACGACACCCCUCCUCCGCUUUGAAAUUGACCGUAGACAUGAUUUUCUGAGACAGCGUGGCUAUCGCUUCACCGGUAACGCGUCUUUCCCCCCUCCUCUGCUUUGGACUUGAACUUACAGUGAUUUUCUGAAGUGUUUACUAAGACACACCGUAAGCUUUUACAAGGUAAGUGUAUCUCUCUGUCUCUGGUUUGAAAUUUAGCUUUGAAAGUGAUUUUUUUUUUUGUGUGUGUUUCUUUAUCGAUUUCUUUGUUUCGGCACGUUCGGCACGAUGCUAAAGCCAGUUAGCGGAUAGUCAGCUAAGGCAAGCGUUUCUGUCCCUCUUCCGGUUUUGAAAUUGACCUUUAAAAGUGCUUUUCUGUGUCUUGACGCUGAUAUCUACAAAAUGACUGUGAUUUUAUUCCAGUGGUAUCGUUUGUAAUUGAAACUUUUAAGAUGCGACUCUCAAAAAAUUGCUUCAUUGUAGUCGGGUUUCACACCUCUCUUUGUCUCGUGGUUUUGUUGCUGGCUAGUUAGCUGAUAUUAAGCAUCUCCCGGUUUGAAAUUGAUUUUGAAAGUGAUUUACUAUGACACACCGUAAGCGUAUCUCUGUCUCUGGUUUGAAAUUUAGCUUUGAAAGUGAUUUUUUGUGUGUGUGUUUCUUUAUCGAUUUCUUUGUUUUGGCACGUUCGGCACGAUGCUAAAGCCAGUUAGCGGAUAGUCAGCUAAGGCAAGCGUUUCUGUCCCUCUUCCGGUUUUGAAAUUGACCUUUAAAAGUGCUUUUCUGUGUCUUGACGCUGAUAUCUACAAAAUGACUGUGAUUUUAUUCCAGUGGUAUCGUUUGUAAUUGAAACUUUUAAGAUGCGACUCUCAAAAAAUGGCUUCAUUGUAGUCGGGUUUCACACCUCUCUUUGUCUCGUGGUUUUGUUGCUGGCUAGUUAGCUGAUAUUAAGCAUCUCCCGGUUUGAAAUUGAUUUUGAAAGUGAUUUACUAUGACACACCGUAAGCGUAUCUCUGUCUCUGGUUUGAAAUUUAGCUUUGAAAGUGAUUUUUUGUGUGUGUGUUUCUUUAUCGAUUUCUUUGUUUCGGCACGUUCGGCACGAUGCUAAAGCCAGUUAGCGGAUAGUCAGCGCUGAUAUCUACAAAAUGACUGUGAUUUUAUUCCAGUGGUAUCGUUUGUAAUUGAAACUUUUAAGAUGCGACUCUCACCGCGUACGAAACAAUAACUGCGUUGUAGUCGCGUUUCACACCUUUCUUUGUCUGUCUUUAUAAGGCGUUAACUACAGCACCCUUUAAUACCUCAACUCUUGAUUCAGCCAAGGUAAGUGCCCCCCCCCCCCCCUUAUAUUUUCUAUGUAUGUAUUCAGCUGAUAUUUAGAAAAAAAUAGGUGUGUUUAGCGCUGGAUGUCAUUUUAUUCCAGAGCUGUUGUUUGUAAUUAAAACUUUUAAGAUUAGAUGGUACAGUGUUUUUACUCCCUUCCAAACAGUAAAGUUCCUCUUUGUCUCUCAGUAGGAAAUUUAAACCAGACAGUACAAGGCUACAUUUCAGUGUUACAAGCCAAUCAGUUUGCUAAUUGUUCUGUGAGGUUUGUUUGCAAAGUUUAAGGUGUUAAGUAGGACUGUGAACAUCUGGGUCUGCUUGCUGCUGGCAUUCUGCCAGAGCCCCACCAACAAGACCGCCUCCCAGCAACGAGACUGCCUGUCAGCCUUGCAAGGUACCCAAUUUUCCAAUUACUCUAUAAAAAAACUGUUGUGGGCAACAAGACUGUCUCCUAAGUUUGCAAGCCAAUCACUUUGCCAAAUGUUCUUGUAAGAUUUGUUUGAAAAGUUUGAGGUGUUAAGUAGGACUGUGAACAUCUGGGUUUGCUUGCUGCUGGCAUUCGACCAGCGUCUCAGCAACAACACUGCCUCCCAGCUUUGCAAGGUAAUUACUUUCCCAAUUACUGUACACCAAAACGAAGUAACUGUCGUGGUCAACAAAUCUGCCUCCCAACUUUCAAGGUAAUCACUUUCUCAAUUACAAUAUACAAACUGUUAUGGAACUUAACAAAGCCUUAACACCGGGUAGUGACACUAUCAAUAUGUCUAUUUAAAGAAAAGAGAUUUUUUUUUUUUUGUUCUUGUAGUCAUCUUGUCUGUCAAUGUAUCAGAGGGUUAGAAUAACAAAUUGCUUGAAAUGCCAAUAAUUAAUAUUCUGUUUUUAUGUUGACAUUCUACCAGAUGCCGAGAAAAAAUAAAAGAUCCCAGGCACAAAAGAAGCGCUGGAAACCACUUGACCUGGUCGAUCCUGCUGUCCCAGUGCUCUCUGGCCACAACCAAGAUGAGGCAGUCAGUAGUUUUCCAUCUGACCAGAUGGCACCAGCCAGGUUAUCUUUGGAAACACAGGAUAGACUCACCUCCUUAUGUUCCCCAUGUACCAAGACAGCACCAGCCAGCUUGUCCUUGGAAACGGAGAAUAGAUCCACCUCCUUAUGUCCUCCAGGCAGCAAGAGUUCAGAAACUCGUCCACCAGCAAAACGAGUCUGGGCAACCGAUGAUUUCCACACGGCAUCAAAUUCUCCACCUAAAAAGUGAUUUUCUGAAGUGUUUACUAAGACACACCGUAAGCUUUUACAAGGCGUUAACUACAGCACCCUUUAAUACCUCAACUCUUGAUUCAGCCAAGGUAAGUGCCCCCCCCCCCCCCUUAUAUUUUCUAUGUAUGUAUUCAGCUGAUAUUUAGAAAAAAAUAGGUGUGUUUAGCGCUGGAUGUCAUUUUAUUCCAGAGCUGUUGUUUGUAAUUAAAACUUUUAAGAUUAGAUGGUACAGUGUUUUUACUCCCUUCCAAACAGUAAAGUUCCUCUUUGUCUCUCAGUAGGAAAUUUAAACCAGACAGUACAAGGCUACAUUUCAGUGUUACAAGCCAAUCAGUUUGCUAAUUGUUCUGUGAGGUUUGUUUGCAAAGUUUAAGGUGUUAAGUAGGACUGUGAACAUCUGGGUCUGCUUGCUGCUGGCAUUCUGCCAGAGCCCCACCAACAAGACCGCCUCCCAGCAACGAGACUGCCUGUCAGCCUUGCAAGGUACCCAAUUUUCCAAUUACUCUAUAAAAAAACUGUUGUGGGCAACAAGACUGUCUCCUAAGUUUGCAAGCCAAUCACUUUGCCAAAUGUUCUUGUAAGAUUUGUUUGAAAAGUUUGAGGUGUUAAGUAGGACUGUGAACAUCUGGGUUUGCUUGCUGCUGGCAUUCGACCAGCGUCUCAGCAACAACACUGCCUCCCAGCUUUGCAAGGUAAUUACUUUCCCAAUUACUGUACACCAAAACGAAGUAACUGUCGUGGUCAACAAAUCUGCCUCCCAACUUUCAAGGUAAUCACUUUCUCAAUUACAAUAUACAAACUGUUAUGGAACUUAACAAAGCCUUAACACCGGGUAGUGACACUAUCAAUAUGUCUAUUUAAAGAAAAGAGAUUUUUUUUUUUUUGUUCUUGUAGUCAUCUUGUCUGUCAAUGUAUCAGAGGGUUAGAAUAACAAAUUGCUUGAAAUGCCAAUAAUUAAUAUUCUGUUUUUAUGUUGACAUUCUACCAGAUGCCGAGAAAAAAUAAAAGAUCCCAGGCACAAAAGAAGCGCUGGAAACCACUUGACCUGGUCGAUCCUGCUGUCCCAGUGCUCUCUGGCCACAACCAAGAUGAGGCAGUCAGUAGUUUUCCAUCUGACCAGAUGGCACCAGCCAGGUUAUCUUUGGAAACACAGGAUAGACUCACCUCCUUAUGUUCCCCAUGUACCAAGCAGACAGCACCAGCCAGCUUGUCCUUGGAAACGGAGAAUAGAUCCACCUCCUUAUGUCCUCCAGGCAGCAAGAGUUCAGAAACUCGUCCACCAGCAAAACGAGUCUGGGCAACCGAUGAUUUCCACACGGCAUCAAAUUCUCCACCUAAAAAGCCUUUCCACAACACAAAUGAAGAACUACUGACAGAGGAGCUACAGAGCAACGCAGUUCAGCACUUCUGGCGUGUCAGUGCAACUCAUUGUCAAAGUGAUGAAAGGUACACAGAAUUCUCUCGAAAUCAUCAGUGCACAUGCAAUGCCCUCACAUUCCUGGCCUACCUUAAUGAGGAACACCAGUUCAACACAGCCCGACUUGAUAAGGUGCUUGAACAGGGAGAUGCACUCUACUGUUGGAUUAAAACAAAUCUUCAGCAGGAGAGGCGUUAUACACAAAAUCAUCUGACCAUAGAGGAACUGCCCAAAAAAGUUCAUGCUGACAUAAAUGUCUACAGUGUGAAAAUGGACAACAUAAGGUAUGGAUACCUGAAAGCAGCAGACAAAACUUAUCAAAGAAAAGAGUGGUGGUUGCCUCUUGCUAGUCGUCUUGUAUGUCUGUCAACAGAUGUGAGCUAUGCUUUGCUCAUGGUCUCACCUCAGUGCAUUGCAGUUUUCCGUGACAAAUCUGGGAGGUAUGGAUUAUUUGAUUCACAUUCAAGAAGUGCAGCAGGUUUACCCCAGCCAAAUGGAACAGCAGUCAUGCUCACUUUCACUCAUGUGAAUGACCUGAUCACCCACCUUCAUAACCUUUUUCAAAAUCAAGGCAGGUAUGCAAGAUAUGAGUUUGUGCCUGUUUCUUUCAAAAGAGUCAGCACUCACAACGAACAGCCUGCACAGUCAACUCAAGCAACACCAAGAGCAACAGCUACAUCACCACAAAAUGAUGAACCACAAAUCACAAAUCCCACUGUGCAAGUGCCUCAACCAGAAUCAGCCCAAACCUACAUGACAAUGUUAGAAAGUGCUUUAAACCCGCAACAAGACAAAAUGGCUUCAAAUCAAAUUUGUGAACAUCAACUUGAAACAUCUGUUGAUCCAACAAGCAACAUCCAAACAGAACAACAAGAAAAUCUUGAACUCAAUAAUGAAAGAGAUAAAGUCAUAGAUAAACCCCCCCAAAAAACAAGAAAUGUGUGCAGAUUAAAUAAACGACGACGUGGGAAAGCUAUUCGUCAAGCUCAAAAAAGUCACAAGCAGCAUGUAAAAGCUAAAGAAAAAUCUUCAUCUGAAGACUUGACAAAGAAGAUAAACAAAAGAAGACACGAAAAGGAACGAUAUGCCUGCUUUCCUGAAUUUAGAAUGAAAAAAUUACAGGCUGUGAAAACUCAAUAUGCUCAAAACUGUCAUCGCCAUAAACAAAAACUGUUAUCAGCCAAAGAUUAUUAUGCAAAUCCUCAUAUUCAAGAGAAGAUAAAAGCCCACAAUGUGAAGAGAUACCAAAAUGAUCCUCAUUUUCAACAAAAAAAGAGAGACUACAUUAUCAGAAGAUAUACCACAGAUGCCAGCUUUCGAACCAGACAGAAACAAUAUGUGUUCCGAAGAUACAACACGGAUGCUGACUUUCAAAGCAGACAGAAGCAAUAUCUGGUCCAAAGGUACAACACGGAUGCUGACUUUCAAAGCAGACAGAAGCAAUAUCUGGUCCAAAGGUACAACACGGAUGCUGACUUUCAAAGCAGACAAAAAAAAUACAUGAGCCAGAAAUACAGAGAGGAUGAUGUCAGAGAAAGGAAGAGGGCAUAUAUAAGAACAAAAUAUGCAUCGGAUCCAAAAUACAGGCACAAACAAAAAAAAUCAAUUCAUGCCAGGUAUCAUAAUGACUCACAAUUCAGACUGCACCAUAUACAGCGCUGUGCAGAGUACCAGAGACACAAAAUGGCUACCACUGCAUCUUUCGCCAUUUAUAAAAAGUUGUGUGCGCAGAGAAUAAAGAAGAAAUACAGACGACUAGUAACACAAUUCCAGCAGGGUCCACAGUCUGAAGCACAGCCCCAGCUUGUAGUGAAUAGUGUGAUGCAAGCAGCCACAUUAGCUUUCCGUGAAACAAUUAAGUUAGGACCCACCCAUGUCUGUACAGUGUGCCACAGAACUCUGUUUCCUAAUCAAGUAAAACACUGCAAAAGAUCAAAGUAUGUUAAAAAUAGUCACAUUGUUGACACCUGCUUGACAGGAAAAUUUGUCCAUGUUUGUGAUAGUGAAUGUACAGCUAAUUGUACCUUUCCAAAACAAAGAAUGCAAGAGUGGAUUUGCUACAACUGUGACAGCCACCUACAACGAGGAAAGAUCUCUUCCAUCGCAGUGGCAAACAAUUUAGCACUAGCACCCAUCCCAAUUGAACUGAGUCAAUUAAAUGUACUAGAACGACAACUGAUUGCUAAAAUUCUCCCGUUUGCCAAAAUCAUUGCAUUACCAAAAGGACAACAAAGAGCCGUACAUGGGGCUGUUGUUUGUGUACCGUCAGACGUGGAAACCACAGUAAACUGUCUUCCCAGACCUAGCAAUGAAGCCCAGCUCCUGCAAGUACAACUGAAAAGACACAUCAGAUUCAAAGGAUACCAACACUUCUACACUGUGAACAUGAAGAAUGUGUUAGCAGGCUUAUCAAAGCUAAAAGAGAUGCAUUCAGAAUACAAAGAUGUAUCUAUUGAUGAUGACGCAACUUUUGCUGAUCCCACAAAUAAUCAGAUAAUCGAGACGGAACAUGACACUGCUGAUACAGAUAUUCAAGAUGCACUGCCCAGAAACUUUGACAACCAAAUUGUACCAGAAAGAAGAACCACUGAGGAAACAACAGCUGGAAUACUUGAGCCAUGUCAUGAUGUAAACGAACUAUUGGAGCCUGAACAGUCAAAUGGAGAGCCCUUACAAGAUACGGAGAAAGAAAAGGAAGAACUUCGCCCUGGUCUUGUUCUAGACACCUGUAUGCAACCACCAGAUAUAGCACAGGACAUUUUAUCAUAUGGUGAAGGAAUAUUUAGCAUUGCACCCGCCCAAGGAAAUAGACCUGUUGGUUUCUUCUCUAUUCCUAAACUUGAAGCCAUGGCCUUUCCUGUGCAGUUCCCAACUGGACAGAACACAUUAGAUGAAGCCAGACAAGUCAAACUGUCCCCAAGCAUGUAUUUUAAUACACGGCUGUUCUCUGCAGAUACACGCUUUGCAACUGACCAAAGCUACCUAUUCUUUGCACAGUUUGUAACAGAAACACACAUGGCUACAAACAGCAUGUCCAUCCAAUUGCGCAAAGGUAAGGCAAUCACAAAGGAUGGACGUAGAAUUAGUAACAGAAUGCUUCAAAAUAAAGACGAAGUGGAGAGACUGAUAAAUAACAAAGAUGCAACACGCUUCAUGAAACCUCUGAGAGGUACUCCAGCCUAUUGGGAAAAGGCACUGAAAGAUCUGCAUGCUAUGGUCAGACAGUUAGGAAAGCCAACUUUUUUCCUGACAUUUUCAGCUGCUGAAAUGAGAUGGCCUGAGGUUGUUGAGGUCAUAAAAACUCAACAAGGUGAACAAGUGGAUUUUUCACAACUUGACUGGAACACAAAGUGUGAAAUUCUCCGAAGCAACCCUGUGACUGUGAUGCGAUUGUUUGAAAAAAGAGUCGAUGCACUAAUGACAACACUGAUCCUGUCCCCAGCACAGCCCAUCGGUGAAGUAGAAGAUUACUUUUAUCGAGUGGAGUUUCAGGCCAGAGGUAGCCCUCAUAUCCAUUUACUGGUUUGGGUCAAAGAUGCACCUAAAUUUGGAAGCGACCUUGAAGACCACGUGUACAAAUUUAUUGACAAGUACAUAACAUGUAAGAUGCCUGACCAAAAUGCCGAUCCUGAACUUCACAAAAUUGUGUCUGAGGUUCAAGUCCACAGCAGAAAUCACUCCAGAUCCUGCAAAAAAGGUAAUGUGUCAUGUAGGUUUGGGUUCCCCAAACUACCUGUAGACCAAACAAUGAUCACUUUCCCAAGCCCAGAUGAUGACGAUGAUCACAAUGAUAAGCAGCAUAGCACAAGUAAGGAGAAAGGCACAAAUGAAAAACAAAAGCAAAAAAACAGACGAAUGGCGCUCGCAAAAAAACAGAAAGAGGCCAAAGAAAAACUCCAGCCAUUGAGAGAUUUGCUCUGUGACCCAAAUUCCUCGUUUGAAGACUUGUCUGAGCUGCUUCACAAAUGCAAAUUAACUUAUGAACAAUACUUGGAUUGUGUCUUCAAUUUAAGCAAUGGCCAUGUCAUCCUCUUAAAGCGUGAACCUAAUGACUGCUGGGUGAAUGCAUACAAUGCAGAUCUACUGAGAGCCUGGAAUGCCAACAUGGACAUCCAAUAUGUCAUUGAUGACUACAGCUGCCUGAUGUACAUGAUGUCUUAUGUCUCUAAACCCGAAUUUGAGAUGACACAAUUUCUUAAUGGAGUCAUCCAGGAGGUAAAAAAGUCCAAUGUCAAUGAAAGAGAUGAAAUGAAACAGAUAAUGCAGGCAUAUGCUAAACACAGAGAAGUCAGUGCCCAGGAAUCCGUGGCAAGGACAUGCAGCCUGCCACUAAAAAAGUGUUCACGCAGUGUGGUGUUCAUACAGACUGAUGAUGAUGCCCUGAAAAUGAGUCUCCCGAUGAGCAGGUUGCAAAGCAUGGCACCAGAUGAUGAAAAUGUGUGGAUGUCUGGAUUGCCAGAAAAAUAUGCAAACAGACCCAGAACACCUGAGUUUGAAAGAAUGUGUUUGGCUGAAUUUGCUUCAGAGUACAGGAUUCUCUACAGCCGUGAAACAGAGUCAAAAAAUGCCAUCCCUCUUUUGAAUAACAUGGGUUAUAUUCAAAAGAGAACAAGAGGGAAACCUGCAAUAAUCAGAUAUCCUCGCUUCUCAGAAAAGAAACAUCCAGAAAAGUUUUAUAGCAGACUACUAAAACUUUAUUUUCCACAUCGAUCAAAUGAUGACUUUAAAAACACAGAACACUCCACAUCCGAACAGUUCUACAAAAGUGGACGAAAACAUGGUUUUGCAGUACGGCCAAUUGUUACCUUUAACAAAAAGCGUUAUGAAAGCCAUGGCAAAACAAUGGAAAGGGCAUUGGAACAGAUUGAACAACAAGGCCCACUUAUCAAUGCAUGGAACACCUUUGCACCUGAGGUUGAAGUAGAUCGUUUAGAGUGUGUGGCCCAACGACAAUCCAGACACGAGACUGACGAAAAUGAAAUGGACAUUGUUCCAGACUACCAAGUCAGUGGUAGCAACAGUGGAACCAUGCCAGCAAUCAUAGCACCUAAGCUGAGCCCAGACUUUGUCAGAAAAAUGUACCAAAGUCUAAAUGAAACCCAAGCAUCCAUAUUCUACGCAGUGCGUGAGUGGUGUUUCAAACUUGUGUGGGGUCACUGUCCUGAGCAGUUCUUUUAUUUUGUCUCUGGAGGAGCUGGCUGUGGAAAAUCACAUGUUAUCAAGUGCAUAUAUGAGGAGGCAACAAAGAUUUUGCACCAACUCCCCAGAUUCCGUGACCAAGCAGACAUGUCCUACCCUGCAGUACUGCUGACUGCAUUUACUGGCACUGCAGCUUUUAACAUAUCUGGGAAAACACUGCACUCUCUGCUAAAGCUGCCAAAAUCUUUAAAACCGCCGUAUCAGGGAUUGGGCAAUGCACUGGAUGAAGUGAGAGCUUCACUUUCAAAUGCAGAGAUUCUGGUCAUUGAUGAGAUAUCUAUGGUUUCUAAAGACCUUUUUGCCUACAUCCACUGGAGACUUCAGCAGAUCAAAGGAAACAAGAAGCCUUUUGGUGGGAUGUCUAUCCUUGCAGUAGGAGACUUUUACCAGCUGCCACCCCUUGGAAAAGCCAAACCACUCUGUGUGUACGAGGACAAUGUCUUUGAUCUCUGGAAAGACUAUUUCCACAUGGUCAACCUGACAGAAAUCAUGCGACAGAAAGAUGAUCAUUCUUUUGCUGAAGUUCUGAACAGGAUAAGAGUGAAGCAAAAAACAAAUUCUCUUGAAGCCAAUGAUAAAGCCUUGCUCACACAGGCUAUCCAUGACAUAAAAGACUGUCCAUCUAAUGUAUUACACAUUUAUGCUACAAACAAAGAGGUCGACAAACACAAUUCAGCAACUGUAACUGCUCUUCAUUCUGAUAUCAUAAAUAUUCAGGCCGAAGACUACAGAAAAGACCCACGGACGGGUGAGAUGGUCCUCCUGGCAGAUAUGAUGAAAGGCAACAAAAGAGAUUUACCUGAUAACAUACAAGCUGCACCUGGAGUGCGUGUUAUGAUUAUUAGAAAUUUGGAUGUUGAAGAUGGGCUUGUUAAUGGGACAUUUGGAACAAUCACGAACAUUGUGACAACCACACAGGAUGGACCAAAAACUGUGAAUCUCAUUGGACUUACGCUGGACAAUCAAAAUUCUGGGCAAAAAUUUCGCAGAAAAAUACAAGGAUCCUCAGACAACCUCGUAUAUAUUGAGAAAUGUGAAGAAUCUACAAGUAAAAAAGGAGUUCUUCGCAGGCAAUUUCCAAUGAAGUUGGCCUUUGCAUGUACAGCUCACAAAGUACAAGGCAUGACAAUGGAGUCAGCAGUAGUAUGUUUGAAGCGUGUUUUUGAGCCUGGAAUGGCCUAUGUCGCACUCAGCCGCACAACCUCACUUAAAGGACUGUACAUCACAGACUUUGAUGAAAGGAAAAUCUAUGCUGAUCCUGCCAUCACAGAUGCACUCAAAAAUAUGAGACAUGCAUCAUUUGAGAAUGCAAGACCACUGUUGCAAUUCUUAAAAUCAGUUGUUCCCACAGUCCCCACAUUGACAAUUAUCCAUCACAAUGCACAAGGUCUCCCAACUCACAUGGAGGACAUGAGAUGCCACCAUGAAGUCAGCCUUGCUGAUGUUUUAUGCAUAACAGAAACUCACUUGUCUGGAUCAUCAGUUUCUCCCCGCUUCCAGCUGGAACAGUACAACAUGGCCACACGCAACAGACACGUCUCUUACACAAACCAUACAGACAUGGCAAAGGUAAAUGGCGGUGGAGUUGCAAUGUACUACAAAACAGUUCUUAUAGCAGAGUCUCGAAAAUACCUGCAAAAUGUGACUGACCUUGAAUUUGUUGUUAUCAAGGUUGAAUCGCCAGUCACAGCUUUGAUAGCAACUGUAUACAGGCCACCAAAUUACAGCCACGUGAGGUUUUUACCACAAAUGCAAUGUCUUUUGGACUCAUUGGAAAUGAUGAAUUGCCAACCAAUUAUUGUUUGUGGAGAUUUCAAUGAGGACCUUAUGAGCAGAGGAAAAAAACCCAUCCAAGAACUGUUUCAGUCAAGAGGAUAUGCACAACUUAUUACUGCUGCAACUACCGAAAAACACACAUUGAUUGAUCACCUUUACAUAUCACAGCCAUACGCCUGCCUCCAAUCAGGUGUUCUAAAUACAUAUCACAGUUAUCACAACCCCAUUUAUUGUGUAAUUCACUAACACAAAAUGACUGCAAGGUUGUGAGGGAUAUGGACUUGCCAAGUGAUCUUAGUGUCUUUGCAACUGAGCACACUCUACCACCAAAAAGGACAGCUCACCAGUGGGAGCUGAUACAUAAGACUGCUCUCAUCCAUUGAAGAGCUGACCAGAAACGUGAACAGAGAGACUGCAACUGCACCUGAUGGGAUCCCUGCCAUAACAGAUGUGUUCUGUCCAGUAAAGGCAGUGGAGAAGCCCUACACUGAUCUUGAAACUGUGCCACGCUAGUAGAGACCGGCUACAAGGAUGGGCAGCUGUUUUCGCAAAGUCAGCCAACCACUUGCUUCCAAAUGACCCUUAUCCAGAAGUAUCCGUGAGUGCCUCAUAAACAGAAACUAACGUGGAGACCUACCUCUCAGAGAAAAACGCACACAUAAGAAAAGCCGACCCACUUCAGUACUGGGAAGAACAUCCUAAUCUGUUUCCCUCUAUGGCUGCUGUUGCGAUCCCAGUGUGCCCCCUGUAGCUCUGUGGACAGUUUUGGAUUUGUUUACAUCUCACCCAACCGGUCCCAGCAGAUGGCUGCACCUCUCUAAGCCUGGUUCUGCUGGAGGUUUCUUCCUGUUAAAAGGGAGUUUUUCUGAACACACUCUACCACCAACAAGGACAGCUCACCAGUGGGAACUGAUAGAUAAGACUGCUGAUGUGCUCUCAUCCAUUGAAGAGCUGACCAGAAACGUGAACAGAAAGACUGCACCUGAUGGGAUCCCUGCCAUAACAGAUGUGUUCUGUCCAGUAAAGGCAGUGGAGAAGCCCUACACUGAUCUUGAAACUGUGCCAUGCUAGUAGAGACCGGCUACAAGGAUGGGCAGCUGUUUUCGCAAAGUCAGCCAACCACUUGCUUCCAAAUGACCCUUAUCCAGAAGUAUACGUGAGUGCCUCAUCAACAGAAAAUAAAGUGGAGACCUACCUCUCAGAGAAAAACGCACACAUAAGAAAAGCCGACCCACUUCAGUACUGGGAAGAACAUCCUAAUCUGUUUCCCUGUAUGGCUGCUGUUGCGAUCCCAGUGUGCCCCCUGUAGCUCUGUGGACAGUUUUGGAUUUGUUUACAUCUCACCCCAACCGGUCGCGGCAGAUGGCCGCCCCUCCCUGAGCCUGGUUCUGCCGGAGGUUUCUUCCUGUCAAAAGGGAGUUUUUCCUUCCCACUGUCGCCAAAGUGCUUGCUCAUAGGGGGUCAUAUGAUUGUUGGGUUUAUCUAUAUACAUUAAUGCUUGUAUGCUUUUCAUUUAUACUUUUGCCUUACUUUUCAGUUCAUAAUAUAAAGUUACUUGAAUGGUUUCCUUUUCCUUUUUUAUUUUAUAUUGCUUUGCUAUUUACCACAAUCUAAAUAUCAUGUUUAAAUGUCAUACAUUAUUGUAAAUGGUAUCUGUACAAAAUAUUGUUUGAAUAACAUGAUACAUUUAUUAGUCCCACAAUGGGAAAUUUCAUAAUUUGCAUGUGGUAUUUUCCCCUUUGACAUUAAAAUACCUUUGAAAU
This is a messenger RNA of Pelmatolapia mariae (spotted tilapia), 13355 nucleotides long. RefSeq lists its product as uncharacterized. The record is from RefSeq and is a predicted model, not a curated record. The transcript has 14 exons. NCBI's taxonomy places the organism in Eukaryota, Metazoa, Chordata, Actinopteri, Cichliformes, Cichlidae. Gene Ontology annotation, molecular function: DNA helicase activity. Bases 4171 to 11838 code for a protein of 2555 amino acids. Gene Ontology annotation, biological process: telomere maintenance; DNA repair.